UUACUCUGUGAAAAGAAAUUUUUACAGACAAAACAAAACCCUAAGUCUCUCUCUCUCUCGCUCGGAGUGUCUGUGGAUUUCCAUUUUGUAGAAGGAAGAGAUGGGUGGGCAGAGGGAAGUAACGACAUCAUUAGAUGCAGUUCGUGAUAAGAAUUUGAUGCAACUAAAAAAGAUGAAUACUGCUCUUUUCCCUGUUCGUUAUAAUGAUAAAUACUAUGCUGAUGCUCUUGCUUCUGGUGAAUUUACUAAGCUAGCUUACUACAGCGACAUCUGUGUUGGUUCAAUUGCCUGUCGCAUCGAGAAGAAGGAAGCUAGAGUUGACCGUGUUUACAUCAUGACACUGGGUGUCUUGGCUCCCUACCGUGGGAUAGGGAUUGGUACCAAGCUAUUGAACCAUGUUAUCGAUCUAAGCUCCAAGACAAACGUCGCUGAGGUUUACUUGCAUGUCCAGACAAACAACGACGAUGCUCUCAAUUUUUAUAAGAAGUUUGGGUUUGAAGUCACUGAGACCAUCGAAAACUACUACAUGAAUAUUACCCCACCAGACUGUUAUGUGCUUACCAAGUUCAUCACCCAGUCUCAACCUCCGAAGUGAUACUCCGUCCAUUAAUAUAUGUAUCAUUGUUUGCAUCCAAGUGACAACUACCUUGAAAUGAACCUGAUAGCAGUUGGGUUUUUUGAGUGCUGUAGAGAGAGAGCGUUUAGGUUUAUAAUUUGUUACACUCAUUUUUUGAUAUCAUGGGUUUUGUCCUUGAUGUUUAGCCUUUUUAUGUUUAUGUAGGACAUCCUUCCAAUCAAAUAUCCUGAAGUGCAUCAUUGUGUUUAA
This is a messenger RNA of Papaver somniferum (opium poppy), 826 nucleotides long. RefSeq names its product N-alpha-acetyltransferase 50-like. Gene Ontology annotation, molecular function: N-acetyltransferase activity. The record is from RefSeq and is a predicted model, not a curated record. Gene Ontology annotation, biological process: mitotic sister chromatid cohesion. NCBI's taxonomy places the organism in Eukaryota, Viridiplantae, Streptophyta, Magnoliopsida, Ranunculales, Papaveraceae. Gene Ontology annotation, cellular component: cytoplasm; NatA complex. Bases 101 to 595 code for a protein of 164 amino acids. The transcript has 3 exons.